GAAGGUUGUGGCUCAAGGAGCUCGCUUACUCGCGUAUUUUGGUUUCGUAGGUUGUAACCUCCACAUUGUUGUAUGGAUUCAUUUCAGUAGACUGUUAGUUUCAAAACAUCUAGUUACAGUAGAUGACCUCAAGCAUUUCAAGUGCCAUCGCAUUUGAGGGUCUAAACUGGGUGCAUGUUUCAAGAAAAAACAGUGAAAGGCGACCAAAAUAUUGGCGAAUACAAAACUGUUUCUAUAAAAACAGCUGGCACUAAGAUGUUCCCUUUGAAAAUAAUACUGUUAGUGUUUAAUGCAUCGCCAUUGGGUCAUAUUUCAUGCAUGUGAUUUGUAUGUCAAAAUUUGACCUAUUGUAAAUAUAAAUGUUUUAAAUUUUGUGGGUGUGCUUUUCUUUAGCGUUGUUUUAUCAGUCAGGAUUAUCAUGAAUUUUUCGAAAAACUAAAAUAAUGGCAGACAGUAGGUGCAGAAUUAAGCAAAGCAACACAAUAAUUCGACUUAAGCGUCAUCAUUUGAGUUUUCUAACUGCUUGCCUUUUCUGCUCCAUGGAUGACAGCCACAAAGUCUAUAAAUGUUCAUACUUCUCAAAUGGACGGUGACUUCAUGAGCUUAGCGCGUUCGGUCACGGGCGAUUUACUUUCAAACAAAAAAACAUCGCUCCAUGAAGUAGGUAAGGACCAAUUGUACUUAUCACUAGUUUAGCCACUCUAGCUUGUGCAGUGUUGAAAUGGAGGUAAAACUUUCGUAUUCAGUGUGGCUGAACAUUGAACACACUCCUAAAUUUGUCGAUUACUUUUGGGCUUAAAUAAACCCUCACCUAGAGCAGUUUGGUUGGGGGAAUCAAGUGACAUGGCCGAAAAUCAUUCUGAGCAGCUCAGUUGUAUUCAGUUUCUUGUUCUUUAAAUCUGUCUGAUUUACAAAAACUAUUGAAUUAUUAUGACAUCGCUAAUAAGUUAAUCACUUAUAAUCAAUGCAAAGCCUCACCAAAAUCUAUUGAUUGAGUGAAGUUAUUUUAUAACCAUUUUGUGCUAGAUUUUGUGCUCAAGUAAAAAAGGAAACACCUAACAAGGAUUACGUGACCUUAAAGUUUAUUGUACUGUAAUAUAAUUAAAAUGAACUUUAUUUGUGGUCAAAUUUGAAAAAUCACUAGAUAUCAGCUUAGAAACGUCAAACGGUACAAACACAAAGUGACACUGCAGUAUUGAAUCUAUGAAAAAAUAACUACAUAUCAUUGCGUGUUCUUUCCUUCACGUUAAUUGGCUCAGAUAAUCUAUUAGUUAAUGAAAUUAAUGCGACGUCGAGAUUUUAUUUUAUUUCUGAAAUUAAUUUUUCUAGAAAGACAAGAGUACUUUGUCGUAUUCCGUUUGAGGCUUGGUUAGUGCACUUCAUAAGUAAUACCUUCAACAUAGUAACCACAUAAAGAAUUUACUGAACCAGAAGCUCUACAUGAUCGAAAUUCUCAGUAACUUCCAAUAUAAUUUUACUGUGCUUCCAACCAGUAGGUCGCGAUUUCGAAUCUUGGAUUACCUACCGUAGUAUUAGAGAUCAUAAUCGAUCACAAUGGCGGUGUGUACAUUCUUUGUCUUCCUUUAAACUGAGGUUAAAAUUACUUUAUACCUUUCUUUCUACGAAGUAAUUCUUUCUUCCUGUAUCAUAUCUUUAUAUGGAAUCCUUUUUUACUACCAUCGAACUAAAUGGUUACAUGAAUUUGAUGUUCAUUUUGUUGUACUAAUGUGUAACAACUUGGACCGAUACAUAUAUGCGCCUGAUCCUACGUUGCAGCUGACUGACUGAGAGAUCAGUUAGUAUCACUAACCCUUACUCAUUGUAGCUCCAAACAGGGUACAGAAUCAUGUACUUCGUAAUUUAGUGACAUUUAUGUAUUUCUAUUUUCAGUAAAGUUGCAGUAAGAUAAAAGUGGUUUGCUUUGUUUCAUGAUUACUAAUCAUCAAUUUCUAUUUCUUCAUGGAUCCUACUUCAGUUCACAAUUGGACAGUCCCCAAAUGGAUCAUAAAAUCAAUGAAAUAACUGAAAAUAUUAAGCAACGUGGUCGUGAGGGUGCAUAUCCUCUCUUCAAGGAAACGGGUCCGGAAUAUGUGAUGCCGAAAUUUCCGAUUGAGAGGAAAGAGAUGGAAGACCAUAUCUUGGAAUUAAAACUGGCCCGGAAAAGCUUGAAUAAGUGGUGGUUGGAAAAAAUGCUGAAAUAUGUGACUGUUUAGUGGUAGCAAAGUUAUCCCGAAAUGCAACUGUUACUCCAAGCAAACCACAUUAUCUCUUUGUCGUUUAUUUCCAUUUUCUUUGUAUGCAAGCUGUCGAAUGCAUUUCGAACCCUUCAAAUCAACGACUUACAUUGUGGUACUCUUCAGUUUUCUAGAGAAUUGUUUCUUAACUAUUUUGGGGGAGAUUUAGAUUUUCAACCUUAAUCUCAAGUUGUAGAUCCUGUAAUAGAUCCAGGUGUUUUUCAAAUGAAUUCAUUGCAAAGAAAUAAUCGGUGGCAGAUAUCUGUUCAGCGCUUUAUAUAUGAUGUCUAUCUGGUUUAAAUGAAUCAAUAAAUAUUCCAUUCCUCCUGCCCACUUUGUUAAAUUUCAUUCGCUUCUCUUGCUUAUUUUAGGAAACUAAUUAAAAUUUCACAAUGCUUCAGAGUAAUUUUUUGUAGAUUGUGUACUCCAUUAAAACAAGAUUGCUUUCAUAAUUCUAAAGUGUAAACUGAAAUAUAAUGGAGUUUUCUAGUGAGGUGAUGGUUAGUUCUUGUGUGGUUUUAUUAUCACUAGUUCUCAUCUCUAGUCGAUUUAUUCAUCCCCUCUGUAACAAGUUAUGUCUAAUUGUUGUCCUAACUAUCUUUGUUUCAGAGCAUUAAGUGUGGCAGACAAUGAUUCUAAACUUCUCGUUAAUGAAGAAAACCAUGAUCUUACCAUUUCGAAUCCUUCAGCUACCUGUAAAGCUAUUAGUUUAGAUGACUGCAAUUCUGUUGAAAGCAUAACAAACGAUCAUGAAUCUGUGUUAUCUAGCAAAAAGAAUAUAUUUAACGAAGAUUCUUCCAACUCUUUAUCCGUACUCCCUGAAACAUCUGAUGAAUCAAAUCUUCACUCUAGCCAAUCUGCUACUUCAGACGUGAAUACGUCUUUGGAAUCUGGUAACCGGAUGCAACCUAAGCUUACUCAAAACAAUAUUCAGUUUCAAAAUGAGCAGAACUGUGGAGGUUCUUUAUUCCGAAGAUUAUACAGCAUCCCUAGUACAAAUAACGAUGGAUUCCCAAUAUAUUUAGCACCUGCGCCAAAUCCAGGCGUAUUCACAGAUGUAGUUCCUGUUCUCCAAGAAGUAGAAGAAGCGGCUGAAGCACACAUAGAGUCAGCAGCUGUGGAAUUUCAACGUGUUCAAAUCUGCGGGGAUGAUACUCUUGGUGUAAGUUUGCCAAACCCUGAUUUACACUUGGUUAUUUAAAAUUAUACUGGUAUCGCUUCAGAAAUAGACACGAUACCAUUAUGCCAAAUGUUUGAACUCACUUUUUAUGUGAUCUUUGAGGGAAAAUCGUAGUAAUUACGUUAAACGAACCAAAAAAUGCUGACUGGAUUACGCUUAUACGUGUUUACUGUCACUUUUAAAUGGUAUCAAGAGCUUGGUUUUCCGGAUGUCUUUAUUAGCAAGCUAAUUUCUGAGUGUUUGUCUUAUCACAAACUAGUAUUCAUAUGAAUAUAUAUUUACCUAUUUAGAGUGGACGUUAAAUACCAAAUUUUUUAUAGUCUUCAUGAUGUACAACAAAGCCGUAAUCUUUUGAUGUGUAACUUCUUAGGUUUUCUGACCUCAUCUGUCAUAUUAAAUGCCAAGAUUUGAGGUUAUACGAUUGUUUCAGUACACAUCUAGUCACAUGUUCCUUCAUUGUGUUGGCAGAUACUAUAAAAUUCUCGUAGUCCACAUUUAAAGAUGACCUCAGGUAGUCUCUGGAAACUGGGAAGUAUUAGACAGCUCUUGAUCCUAGUAUGGAACUUCUCAGUGGAGGACAUACGUAAUCCCUCCGGAUAUCAAAAUCAAGGCCUUCAAGUAUGGUAGUGAGUGCCUAACUUUUAAAUCACUGAGUUUGUAUUCGGAGGUUUACAUUCCAAACCUUAAUCAAUUCGCGAUUUGCAACAACCAUCUUCCACUGUUGUUGAUGAGUGACUGCCUUACAUCCUACAUAGUUGAAAUCCACUGACCAUGGUUUGUCAUUAUUACUCCUGAAAUUACUUCAGAAUUAGUCAUUGAAGAGUGCUUGAUUGUUAUUAAUAUAAAGGAUCAGUUCGUGAUGUAAACGUUUUACAUCAGUUCUAAGGAUCGCUCAUUUUUACCAAACAAGCAAAAUGUUUCUUAAACUACUCUAAUAAUUUUGGCCAAGUUGGAAAUCAAGCGCUUAAUUUUACUAUUAUCACCUGAGGUAGCAUCAUAUUUCACUCUAUUUCAACCACACUAAAGAUAUAUAUGCUCCAGAUGCAAAAAAGAGUUAUGACAACUUGAAUUGAUGUACAUACCUACCAGGUUUUACUCUGUAACUGACUGACCAGGUGCAAACUCUUUCUGAACCUAUUUAAUGAAAAUUUCAGUAACUUAGUCGGUUGGAAUACAAGUAUGAGUUAUGGUUUGUUUUACAGAUAGAGCGAUAAUACUGAAUAAUCAGCUGGCAAUCAGGUUGUUAUACCUUUUCAUUAUGAUUCUUAUUUUAAUAUAUUUCCAGUGUACAGAAUACCCAUUUUUCAAUAAAUGGUACAGUCUAUUACUGGAAAUCUCGCGUUUAGUAGUGGAUUAUAUAUAUAUAUAUAUCCCUAGUAUUUGCAAAUUGGGCAUGAUAGUGGAAAGUGAUGAUUCUUUCUCACUUAUCCCUCGUUAAUCAAACAUCUCCCACCAUACAAACCUUAUUUACUCAACAAUUUUCUUUGAUUUUCAUACGGAAGUAUGGUCGAUUUUUCUUGAUUAUUUUGUUGCCCUUAGUUUACAUCAUACUUUAAAUAAGCUUCAAAUUUUCACGAGAGGGAGCAAACCGCUCCGUAACUAACUUAUAUUAGAUCAGUCGGCUCAACGCACUAUUUAUGUAUUAUAUGGACUACACAUGCCUCUUUACGUCUUAUUUAGUUAUCAUGUUAUUUAUCAAUUUUUAUUAAAAUGAAUUAGUACUUUAUCAUCAAUUUUCUGAAGCUAGUACGAAUUGUGGUUUUUUUUUCUUACCACUACUGUGAUGUUGUUUUGAUAGGUUUUAAUCCUAAUUUAAUACUGAUUAUUUAAAUUGUCACUCUGUUGUAUAAUUGAAGAUUAUUAAUUGUAAUAACCAAAUUAAUAAGAAAUGAUUUCUAUUCAAAAUAUGAUUGUAAAUAAUUAUAAACUCAGCCAUUAUGUAUAGGUGUAUGCUUUACUCCAUGAACUGUAUCCAUUGUGUUAAGAGUAAUAAUACUAACUGGUUACUGAGACUCAAGUACUAAGAAUAAAUUUCAAACCAUUCACUGAGUCUGUUGUGAGAUAGUAACUCACUGAAGACAGUGGUGGACGGUGGCACAAUAUCGUGGAUUGGUUGAACUUAGACAUUAACACCGUUGGAUGCCGGCUCAGUGGUAUAGAGGUCAAGCGAUCGCGAGAGAGACCGAUGGGUCCUGGGUUCGAAUCCCGCGGGCGCGAUCGUGGUUGCGCACUUUUGAGGAGUCACAUACUAUGACGAAACGGCCGUCUAGUGCUUCCAGGUUUUCCAUGAUGAUCUAGCUUCAAUCGACUCAUGAACUCAAUUAUUAAAUUACUAUAAUAUCCAUAAAAACCCCUUCUGAUAACAUUCACAAACUGUUUUUCAAGUUUGACCACCGAAAAUCAUAUGAUUGAAAGUAUUUUGUAUUGGUUCAUCUAGUGGGAUUUUAUUUAUUCCCUAAUAGGUUAGUUUUAUAAAUUUUCAGAAUAAUUUUUCUUUUUUUUGAAAAGAUUAAGCAUUCCGAAUUCCGACCAAUCUUCAUUAAGUUUUUUACACAUCUAUUCCAAAUUAGCUUCCUUCGAUUCAUCCACAUACUGCUGGAAUUUUCGCCCUGUCACAGGUAGCAUUAAUCCAUCUAGUAAUUUUCAUUUUAAUAUGUGUACACUAUAAUAAUAUUUUACACAUGAAUAUCACUAAUAAUAGUAUACUCAGUUAGUGUUUUGCACUUGUCCAAUAGAUUUCUCUGAGUGACUAAAAUCGGUGUGUGAUUGUAGCACUUUUUUGCACACCAGACUCUAACUGCUGAUUAAAAUGGAAGUCUCUCGUAUUUUUUUUAAACUGAUGAACAGAUCUUACUAACAAAAUAAUAAUCUUAAAUGGGAGUAAGUUUGUUUUUAAUAAAACUAAAAUUCUUAUUAAUUAAAUUAACUAAUUUAUUCGAUCACACAAAUAUUAGUACAGAUAUGGGAUAAAAAUAAAUAUUCACCACAUCAAUAGUUGGAUAAGAUUGUGAAAAAAUAAACAAAGGAAAGCCAUUAUGAUCAAAAAAUGGUGAAAUGAAUGAAAAUAAGCUUACAAGGGUAAUGUAUAAUGUGGGGAACAGUUCAGAUAAAAUGCAACCAAAAAGAAUCCUCUCAGUUAAGGGAAUUCCUUUCGUUUCUUAUAAAGUCAAGGGAAAUUAUGUCACGAUCUCCAUUGGUUUCUGUUCUCAGCCAUAUCUGAUGACGUAUCGGGCCACUCAGUUACACUGUCUAUCGAGCCCUAACCAGGCAGUCAUGGUUCAUUGACAGAUCCCAAUCCUAUACAGCUUUCUUUCAUCACACUUCACCUUGCCACAAACCGACCACUCUUUAUAACCGAUUAUGGACUGGGCAAACAAAACGGGUUGUAGAAUUCGCUUGGACUACAUUAUUAGUACAUAUUCAUGCCACCUAACGUAGUUUUUCGAAGUGUUGACACCAACUAGAUGAUCGUCACCGAGCCAGAACAGAUGUUGUCGAACCUCUGCAUUUCUAACAUAGUAUUGAUACUACAUAUCAAUAAUCCUUCGGAAAAAAUUGAUGAUCAACCACAGUCACCGAAUGUCCACAACAUGAGGAGGCCGGGUUUCCGAAGCAUGGGGUAGAAUUACUCUCAACAAUGUGUUGUAAACCCAACUUUAUACAGCCAGACCAAAAUCAGGACUAGUUCAAAUACAGUUUUGUUUCAGCCUUGCAAAAGUGCUUUGGGUUUAAGUGUAAAGUACAUGCCAUACCUACGGACAUUGAUUUGCAAAUAAGUGGGUUUAGUUUAUACAGUUUGAUUAUCAUUGCACAGUACGACAAUAUCACUGGCAUAAUCAUGAUUGAAAGUCCCCCUCCAGAUGACAGACCUACACCACCACUACUUACUUUUCUGAGAGCUGUUUUCAGAAUGCUGUCAAUGACAAAGAUGAAAGUAAUGGUGAGAUUGGGCAUCCCUAUUUAAUCCUACUGCCCGAUUCUCGCAGGUCGCUCUUCCACGGGUUUUAAGUGGUCUUCGAAGCGUGACGGAAACCAGUAGUUUGGACUCAAUCAAAAGUAAACUUAUUUCCCGAUAGUUGUUGCAUGAUGCGAUUCCCUUUUGAAGAUCGGGAUGGCGGUCGCUUGACUUCAGGAUGUUGAGGCACUCCAUGUUUGUGAAACGUUUUCGACCAAACCGGUUAGUUCGCCAACAAAAGGUCUCCCACCUUUGAAAGGGUUGGAGUUAGUCUUCUGGGCCUAGUAAGUCAUCAUGCUUCAAAAUUUGGAGUUCCUUGCGGACAUCCCGCUUUUUAAGUGGGUCGUCACCGGCUAUGGAUGACAAAACAGUCUGAUCGAUAUUGGAGAGACACCAGACCAGUUGAACUGGUUUUGGAAGAACUCUGUCCAUUGUGCGAGACGUCGUUAACUGUUAUUGGUGUUUUGUCGGCUUCACAAAUCCUUUUUCUCAAACCCAGAGUUACUGCCAGUGGCUAAGUUGAAUUAAAAGUGCCUCUGACAGUUAAUAGAUAUGUUUGCUAUCAGAUUCGCGGCUAACUGAAUUAGACUCAGGUGUCUUAAAUAGUUGUAGGGAGCCAGUAGAAGUCCAGUGCAUAUAAGAGGGACGUUCGAUGGAGCCAAAAAACGACAGACUGACUACUAGCCUUGAGUCUAACUCCGUCUGAUAUUUGGUUGCGACCGGAGCAACAGUCGACUCGCUUAUAUCAAUCAGUUUAUGACGAUGAGUUUUCUGAGCACUUAAACGAAAGAUAGCUGUAGUGCUAACCAAACUAUGACCAGAGUCCAGAUAGGUACGCCAAAAUGAACAGUGGUCUCGUACAUAACCAUGCCCGUUGUAGCCGAUCACGAUGUGAUUGAUCUAAGUUCAUGGUUGAGUUAAAAAGUGAGAAUGCUAGGGAGUACAUCGUCCACGACUUCCGAAAUUCGGUGCUGACCAGUGACAGGUUUUUGUCUGCGCAAUGCUGCAGGAGACGGUCACCAUUAAUUGACCGGAGAUCGGCAAGCCUCUCUCGACCACCCAAGAGACUCUGCUCUGUAUCUAGACAUUCAAUCUGUGGGUUUGAACUUCUGACUAGCACUAAAAUGUGUUGAAUGCGCUUUUUUUGAGAUCAUGUAACCGGUUGUACGAUUCAUCUUUGAUUGUAUGCGGACUGCAAUAUGUCUUGGGGUAGGCGGAGAUAACGACAGCGUAUUGUUUUCUUACUUCGACUUCUUGUCAAUGUGCUAGAGCCUUUUUAUCUAGCAACACAAAAGCGACUGUUAUUGGGGAUCCAAUCGAUUAAUGCUGCUUCUGUUGUGCUAUGGUGUUCAGUGCGACACCUCCAGCUAAACCAAACGAAUAUCCCGUAGAGUCCUCUGGUAGGCACGUGUAAAACAAAUUUUUUUGAAUCUACAGAUAGAGAUCGAAUUUCUGAAAUUUUGAUAGAGUCCUAAAUAUAGAUCUCAGAUAGACAACUAACGUUGAUAUUAAGAUUUUCCACAGACAUCGCCAAAGCUACCUGUUGUCCAAUUUAUAUUAGUGUGGGAACGUUAAAAGAGACCAGUUUGAAUGACUGACUGAAUGAGUGAGUUUUCGGAAAUGGUGGUUCAUAAUCUGUAUUCGGUGAUAGCAUUUAAAAUUUCUACAAGUCACUUUCUUGAAUUCGUUUGAGAAGGACGAAAUUUCCUCCCUAGACAAUCUGCAGUGUGAGUUGUAAAACAGAAAUAAAUGAAAGAUGGCAGCAGAACAUAAUAGAAAAAUAGAGCAUGAUAAAACAAAAUCUAAGGUAAAUGAGUAAUAAUUAUCUCUUCAGUUAACGGUGAACCUGAGCAUGCGAGUCGGUUUCUCCAUAAGUAUUCUUUGUCGUAUUUGUGAAAAGGCUGGGAUACUGCUUGGCUUUCCUGAUCGACACAGGUGGUUUUCUUACGAGGUCACUCCCCGAGCCUUUGGUCUGGGGGUUUAAUCCACAUGGCAAUGAAGUAACUUGAAGUAAUACAAUUCAAUAGCCAAAAUAUCUGAUAUCACUAUCGGUUUAUGUUAUGUCGUUUUCGAACAUUUUUAAUUCAGUAUCCAAUGCAACUACAAUAGUAAUAAUUGAUUCUGUUAGAUGAUUUUUUUAGAGACUAGUUUCUCAACUCUUUAAGACGUCAAAGGUUAAAAAAUGCUGUUGGUUGUUGAGACCACAAGCUAUUGAAAUUUUUGGUCCUGGUUGUUUUGUCUUCUUAAUGUGGCUUCACGGAACCAGUUAUUCGUAUUGGAUUAAAUUUCUGGUGUCACCUGGAUAGGACUGUAUCCGUAAUAAUUUAUUCUCGCAUAAUAAUCAGAGUACCCUACUAUUACUUUAAAUAGUUGCGGCGUCUUCUGGUGUACAAAAUCGUUCGUCUUAAUUGCAGAAUGAAGUUAUUAGGAUCGAGAACUGGUCGAAUCUUAAACAAAACAAGUAAUUUGCGAAGGUGAGAAAAAUAAAUGGUUAUAGAUUUUAGGCGACAUAAUUGAAGGUUGUUUAUAGUAACAUGGCUCCAUUGCCUUUGAUUUUUCUAUAAACACUGAACACGCGGUCAGUUUUCAUUUUUUCGUCCUUCUCUUUACCCAUGAAAUUUCUAUCCUUCAUAUAAGGUAUUGCAAAAAAACUAGUGCAACAAUAUAUACUUGGUUAGUCUGUUUCAUUAUUUGUGGAUGUAAAGAACUGCCAUUUAAGGGUUUAACAUUUUAUCUGUAUUGCAAGUAAUGAAACUCUGGUCAUAGCAUGUUCUUGUUCACUCAGGAUCAUGUUUUUUUGUGAAGUGAUCUAACAACAAAUAUGUAUUGUUGUCGCAUUAAAAUUCUUUCUUGGACUUUGCUAUUUUGUUUACUAAUUCUGUUUUCUUUUUGACUAGUCUUCAUGAAAUUUUUUCAAUAAAUGUUGUAGACUAAAACAUUACUCUUAGAUUCAAGUAGUUUUAAUAAAUGAACGAAGUUUGGAAUUGUUAAAACAAAUAGAUAGAGUGCCAAUCAAUAAAUGAAAUGGAAUGGCACUAUGUGACAGUCUACAAGACCUGAUUAUUGACUCAAACUCCCGAACGAAAUAAUAUUAAACGUAGACAAAACUACUAGCCAGAAAGAAAGAUUUUUUGUUUAAUAGCGUGUUUAUAUACAAAUGGUUAGGCAAAAAUAAGCAUGGUUAUUUGCCGUAAGCGUUUAGAGGAUAUCAUUUUUAUAGUUUACCCACUCUCCAGUGAAUCAAUAUCUGACUGUUAGGGUUAAUUUAUUUCCCAUCAUAUCACAAAUAAAUUGAUGUAGACGAAUUCGUUCAGUUUUCUAGCCUGAUGUUUGUUUUCACAAAUAUAUUCAUCAUUCUAAAGCAUUGUGAAAUAAGCUCAUUUUUUUACCAAAAAAUUGUUUUAAUUAUGAUCAGUUUUCUUAGUUUGUUUGUAUAUGUUCUUCACAGUUUGAUGGCCAUUUUAAUGUUUGAAGGGAUUAUCGCACUGAUUGGUAACAUUUUGUAUUAGAUAACCAAUUACACAACCAGAUACGUAGUCACGUGAAAACUAUGCAUGUUUGUUGUUAUUUCAUAUAUACAUUGCUGUCAGUUUGCCAUGUUUGUAAUUGUCAGUGCAUCUGACAUGCAUCAUAUUAGUUCAUGAUCAAUUUGGAAGCUAGAUAAAGACUUAAGGAAAUUAAAAUUAAGUCUCUAUGGCUCAUUUUUUAAUCCUGUUCCCAUCCUUUUUUGUGCAUAAGUUGGGUUUUUAUAGACAAUUUAUGUUCGUUUAAUUUAUAUCGUUUACGGUGCAUAAUGGAUUAUAUAUUAAUAAUGAAAUUAAAACUUGAGUAAAAGUCUCACGUUACUACGCUAUUCAAUAACACAAAAAUGAAAAUCAACUGAGUAAAGCAUUUACUUAAAAGAAAUGAAUCAGUAGAGAACCUAAGUAACUAUGGGUUUAAUAUUUAAAUAAAUAGUAAUAGCUAUUUUAUGAGACUCGGCAUGGUAAUCGAUGACUUUGGAAAACGAAUACUACAUGCUAAUACUUAACGUCUCAUAUUGUGGUAACCUAUAACUUAAUAUAUGUGACUUAACUACCUCGGCUGGUUUACAGUUUUGAGUGUUUAAGUGCAUGGUUACUUUUGUUUCGCAUUCACUGGUUGAAUUCCGUUUAUUUGACUUUGAAUAUGCAUGUAUCACUUUGUAAAAUGUAAACUACUAAUCUAUGUGACACCACAUUACCUAUUCCUUAUAAUUAUAAAUCUCAUUUACCAUCUACUCGAUAGACGAUCGUUUUAAUGCUGUUUGAAAUGUUAUUUUGGCUGCUUUGAAUAACUUAACUCAUUUAUAAUCAGUAUCCCAGGUAUAUUAUUUUAUAAUUUGGAAAGUGAUGAAGUUUUAAUCGAGACUGUGAAUGUUAUAAUUAUGGGUUUCCCUUCGAUUCUAUUUCGUUAGUAUAAACAAAUUAUACAACGACUUAUUUCUAUGUUAUCACAAAAUACUAUGUUGACAAUCGUAUUUUUAGUUAGUGAUUUACUUAAUACAUUUAUAUCGCCCACAAUACCACUGAUUAUUGCAACUUGAUUUUGUGAUGUUUUUUUCUCAUGGAUUUGUACAACUUGUUACGGGUUAUUUUUAUUUUCUUUUUGGCUAACAUUUGACAACCUAAUAAAAUUAUAUUACACUUAUGGUGGCUAGUUUUAUAAAUUGUUUUUGUUGUUGUUGACAAUAAUGGACAAUGUACAGUGUUCUUUCCUCUACAAUUCAAGUAUUUUCUACAAGUUUAGUAAGUUCCAUUUAAAAGGUUGCUUGUCUGGAAAAUUAAGUGACAUAAAUAAAUCCUUACAGUGUUGCAUAUUCAAGUAUAAGUAUUUCAGUUCAAACGCCACUCCGAUCCACCUAUUUUGUUUUGGGCAGCCUGGUAGUUUUAUUAGCCUUCAUAACUAAGUUUUGGUUCAAAGCCGAUUACGUGCAUCUAUAUUUGGUAAAUGAGUUAUAUUAUACUCUCAUGGAACUAUAUUAUCAAAUAACUUCUGAAUUCAUGUGUAUAAAACAUGAUUUGAAUGGAUUUAUCAAGCUUCUAUUUUAUGCUAAUCAAACUUUCUUAUUUAGUAAAAACAGAAAUAUUAUGCAGUUUAAUUAAUUAUUCGCUG
This is a messenger RNA of Schistosoma haematobium, 12502 nucleotides long. Its product is annotated as AMP deaminase 2, variant 3. Lineage: Eukaryota; Metazoa; Platyhelminthes; Trematoda; Strigeidida; Schistosomatidae. Gene Ontology annotation, molecular function: AMP deaminase activity. The transcript is spliced from 4 exons. Gene Ontology annotation, cellular component: cytosol. Gene Ontology annotation, biological process: AMP metabolic process; IMP salvage. The record is from RefSeq and is a predicted model, not a curated record. Bases 2809 to 3435 code for a protein of 208 amino acids.